Girardinichthys multiradiatus is the source of this 6543-nucleotide messenger RNA. It is a transcript of the gene strc1, whose product is annotated as stereocilin 1. The coding region runs from base 1 to 6087 and encodes 2028 amino acids. Gene Ontology annotation, biological process: cell-matrix adhesion. Gene Ontology annotation, cellular component: stereocilium tip; kinocilium; cell surface. The transcript has 29 exons. The record is from RefSeq and is a predicted model, not a curated record. NCBI's taxonomy places the organism in Eukaryota, Metazoa, Chordata, Actinopteri, Cyprinodontiformes, Goodeidae.
AUGGCUGUUGUGUGUUUGGAAGGGAUCAUAAGUGAGGUCAAACUGGUGUGUUCAGAACCCAGAUUAGUUGCAACACAAAGCAAUGGGAUCCCCUCUGAGGACAGCAACUUACAGGAGGACAUUCAAAAUGUUAUUGAUAAAAUCCACUCCCUCUCUGCUGGGAACAUGCGCGGUUUUGCUGUCCCUCCCACAGAGGAGCCCCUCAACCUGAAUAUGUAUUUUAGCAUCCUGAGCAACCUCCACAGCCUUUUUCAGCCACUGAUGAGAGAGGGAUUCUUUGAUGACCUGCCCAAAAUACUCGUUUGCCUUCUCUUAGAGAGGCAGGACUGUGGACUAGAGGCAGAGCUAGCAAAGACGGUGUCUCUGGAGAUGGGGCAGCCGCUGCUGAUGUUUUUCUCCUCAAUCAAAUCUCAGACAUGCACUCCAAUGACCACUGACGAAGAGGCGAGCAGCUUCUUUGGGACCUACCUGAAGAUUGAGAGCAUGGUGACGGCAGCGUUUAAUGGUUUUCAGCAGAUGUUCAUUAAUAUGCUGUCAAACCUGAGUCUGUCUGAAGAUUUGACAAAUGUUCUGCGUAGUCUUCUGGAUUCAGUCUCAGCAAAUGUGUUGCGCUUCAUAGUAAUGCUGGUUCAGAUACCAAUGGACUAUGUCAGAAUAGCUUUAGAGUUUGGAAUCCAGGUCCCAUCCCUGGCUGAACAAGACACCUGCAUGCAAGGAGAUCUCAAGCAGCUUAUUAUGUGGGGACUGAAGCACAACGUGAGUUGGUCUCUUGGCGUUCCACUCGUUGACAUCCUCCUAGAAACCUUCCUGCCCUCAGACCAGUCAAUGUACUCUUAUUCAGGACCAGAAUGCCAGAGUCCCUCCAGCGUGCUCUUCCAGGGCAGCUCAUCACAGUCAAACAAUCACACCUAUGUCAGCUACAAGAUCUCGUGUGAUCAUCGCAACCUGGCCGCUCUCAAUGACACGAUGUGUGCUGACAUCCUCAUGGGUUUAGGAGAUGAGUCUUCUCUGCCUUUGUUAACCUUUUGCCAGGCUCUGAGCUCACUAAGCAGCAGCCAGAUGGAGCAUGUGUGGAGCAACAUGUGUUAUAUUUUUCAGGCGCUGAUGUCUCCACUGGCCACCAAGUUGUCUGACUGUGUUGAUGGUGACAUCCAGCCUUCUGCUAUCUCCAGCCCUCUGAACAAUUCUAAGCCAGUCUCUGCAUCCGCUCUACGUCUCCGACAGCUUGGCUGCAACUACAGCAGCUGGGUGAUCAGCACUCCAGAUGCUGCUCUUGUGUCUUUCUGCAGUAAUAAUGAGCGUAUGGAGUUUGUGAGGCAGGUCUGUAACAAUGCUUCGGUGAUGAAGAAGCUGCUCUCAGAUCAGAUAUACAUCUGGCUGUACGCAUUCUGUGCCAACUCCUCAGCUGAUGCUGCGUACAUGGUGAGUCAGUUCUGUGUGUACGAGCAGUGGAUCGACCAGCCUGCUCUUCAAGUGGACUCUGCCCUGCUGCAGUUCUGCAUUAGCCUUGAUGCUCCAAGAUUGACCAAUCUCAUCUGCAUGCACACUGGAUUCUUGAUGCUUCUGAUCUCCAACCCUGACAACUGGAAGCUGAUGCCCAACUGCACAAACUCACCUCCUCCACCACCAUUCCCUGACCCUGGUUUACAACUGGAUUCUUGUCAGUACAUGGAGUGGCAUGAUGUGAUGCAGAUUACUACAGAUAUUUUAUCAAAGUGCAUCCUCAUUGAUCAGAGCAGAUUCACAAGAGAGGUUUGUGCAAACCAAACGUUUCUAAACAACCUUCUGCAAAAUAAGAACAAUGCAUGGCUCGAGGCCCACUGCCAAGCCUCUCUGUUUCUUUUACCUCCCGGGCCAACGCAGUCCUUCGACCUGGCAGGAUGGUGCGACUACCAGACAUGGGGGGAGAGGCAGGUGGACGAUUCAGUCGUCGGCCUCUGCUGGCAGACCGAUCAGGCUGCCUUUCAGAAGAAUGUGUGCUGCAAGGCAGCUGUGUUUGAAAAACUGUUGGAAAACCCUCAGAACAAAUGGCUCACAUCAGUCUGCACUGACAUGGAGCAAAUACCUGUGACACCACAGCUGUGCAGGUAUGCUGACUGGACCCUUCCAAUGAUCGUGGACAUGACUGAGCUUGCUCUGUGUGCUGAGGUUGACUCACAGAACUUCACCUCCAAAGUCUGUGCUAAUGAUAUCGUCCUCCAUAACCUGCUUGCCAAUCAGGACAACGCCUGGCUGGUACAGUACUGUGCCAAUCAUUCGAGCUCCGUGAUCCCUCCUGUUGGAGGCGGAGGACAGACCAUCCUAAAUGAAUUCAAGGUCGCUGAGCAGUGUCUGUACUCCAGCUGGGUCAAAUUUCUUCCAAAUGCAACGCUCCUGGCUCAGUGCUGGGAGAAGGACCAAGUCAAUUUCGUCUCAUCUAUCUGCCCUAACGCUGGCCUCCUCUUGAUUCUGUCCCGGGAGCCAUCGUCAGCUUGGGUGAGCAGGAUGUGUAUAACCUUUACUAACUACACCACCACCACCACCACCACCACCACCACCAACAACAACAACAACAAUAGCACCACUACAGACCCCAAUGUUUGUGCAUCACAAACUCUGAUCAAGCAGUUCAGCUUGAUUUGCCCACAAUACUUCAUCCCAGGCUGUCAGCCUUGUCCCAGUCAGAACAUGGUCCUGCAGAUGAUGGUGCGUUGCUGGAUGGAGAGCCUGAGCUCCAGGAUGGAGGGAUUGCUGACUACACAUGUCACUGAAGUGCUGAAUCGGGUGGUCGCUACAUCUGUGGUGAUCCUGCUGGCUGUGGAGGACUCAGUGGGACCUAUUUGGCAAGUCGAGAACACCAUAAGACAAAGUGUCCUCACGUCUGUAGUCGACUAUUUAAAGAGAGAAACCAACCAGGACAGAAGGAGGGUGUUACUACAGUGCUUUGGGACAGUACUCAGCAGCCUGCUGCAGACAGCAAGAGACGUGACCGGCGAUGAACUGCGUUUCAUCAAGGAGUACUUCCAUUUGCCUUUAAGCAGCCUGCGGUCGGUGCUGGCUGCAACACAUAUCAGCACUGUCAGAAUGGUCCUUCAGUACUACAACAGAUUUGAGAACACCCUGCAGUUAUCUGAUGAGUACCGGUCUGUCAUGGUGUCAGUGCUACUAAAGACCUACCAGGCAACCGAUGAUAAACUUCUGCUUGAGCUGGGCUCUCUGCUGGCUGCAGCCAGUCCAGCUGAUAUUAAGGCACUGCCGUCCAAACAGAACAAUGUCAAUGUGCUGGAGACCAUUAACAGAAACUUGGACAGAAUGAGUUUGGCCCAGCGAGAGGCAUUCGGCUUGUGGUACAACAAAGUUAUGUCUCCCUCCAGCAUCACUGGAGGUCAUCAAUCCCUCAUCAGGGACACAGGAAACCUGAUCGCCUACUUGCCUUUCCAUAGUUUCCAACACCUCUCAGCUGCUCAGCUGUUGGAUGGUCUGGAUGUGUUGCAGAGAAACAUCCUCUCUUCUGUAAAGCAGGAAUUUAUUGCCAACAGACUUAUUGGGAGCUACAGGAACCUGACAGCUAAGGACUUCAUCAGAUUGGGAAAUCUCUCAUGCCUCGCAGAUCCAGUGGACCUCCUUGCUUACAAUAACACUGAGGCCUUCCAGGUCAUCCAGGAGAGCAUUAUGAACUGCAUGCUCAAAGGACUCAGUCUUCCCAGUCAGCUGGUUUCAGAUCUCUUACUGAACAACCCAGAGCUUCGGAUCCCAUCCUCACUCAGUGCUAACCGACUAAAAGAGCUCGCACCACUCCUGCCCUCGCUAGGUGUGACUUUCCUGAAUGGUCUGACGGAAUCCCAGCUGUUCUCCGCUCUUCCUGGACUCAGCACCAUACCAUUUACUCCGAUACAGGCAUCUAUAAUUGUGGACAAGCUGUUUCAAACUAACACACUAAAAACAGGCCAGCUGCAGGAGCUCGGCACUCUCAUUGUUGGUGUAAAGACGGAGACCCUCCUGAACCUCACCUCUGACAAACUACUGUCUGCUGUGAAGGCCCUCACCCCACACCUUCCUGUCCUGCCAUACAUAGAUGCGCACUGUCCACUGGAAGCAAACACUAUUGCCACAAAACUAUGGGGCUUCCAAGAGGUUGUCAACUGGUUGGAUGAUGUGAAGCCUUUGCUCAGAUGCACGCCCCUGCUAAGUGUCCUUCGAAGAACUCGCCUGCUUGUGGAAAAACUCUCCAAUACGUCCACAAAACCCUGGAACACACAGCAGGCUCAAGCAAUUGUCAGAGAGCUGGUUAAUGCUGACCCAAAACUAAUCAAGCAAGAUUUUUUGAGUCUGGGAUCACUGGGUCAGGGUGUGGGCUGCAGGGUCUUACAGGAACAGUUUGGGGCUGAUACAUCACCUUUGUCUGUGAGGAACAUCUUGGCCUUCCUCAGGCAGCAACCUGGUAUUCUUCACACCUCACUGAAAACGUGUGUGCUUGACAAGCUGCACCAGUUUAAGUUCUUCCCUGACCUGCUUCAGGAUCUUGGAGCUGAAAUAGCUUUAUCCAUACCGAUGAGCACCCUUAAGAUAUUUUCUGCAGAAAUGAUGGACACCCUGAGGAAGAUGAUUGUAGCCACGCCUCGAUACUUUCUCAUGUUAUCUAGAAGAAAGCAGGAGCUUCUGGUGGACAAAAUAGUUCAGAGGAUGAAGGGGAUGUACACUGUGCCGUUCACUGAAGAGGAGUUUCGUUCACUGGGCAUCAUGGCGCCAUUUGUGGUGGAUGAAGUUUUCAUUCAGGUGGACAGAAGCUUCUUCACUCAAAACCUGGAUUACCUCAAAACGCUCUGCUACAGCAGCGGCAAGACAGAACUUCUGGCUCGUAUCCUGCAAGAACCUGCUGUUUUUGGGCCGGUGAAGAACUGGAACCAGGCAACGCUAAGCGUGGUGGGACGGUUUCUCUUCUUCCUGCCUAUUAACAUUUUGCAGGAGAUUCCAUUGCCGCUGAUGACGAUGGGGCGCAUAGAGAAGCUGUUCAUGAGCCAUCGUCAGUGGGAAGAUGAGGAUGUGGGGAUCCUCUGCUCAGACAUGAACGAGAGGAAGGCACUUUUUGAAAAACAACAGUUUGUUCUGCAGUUUUUCCUGGGCUUCGUCAAAAUAAAUUCUUUGUCACUGACUCCGAUAGUUCCUACCUGUGAAACCCUGCACACCACAUCCCCCGCUGCCUGGACCUCCAGCAGUCUCAGCAGCAUGUCUUUGACGGCCUUCUCCAACUGUCUGGAGCUGAUGGGCCACGACUCGUUCCUUGCAUCCUUCCAGCGUAGUGAGGUUCUCAAAAGAGUCAAAAAGAUGUAUGGCCCCGUCUCCUCCUUUUCCCAAUCUGUCAUUGCUCAGCUGGGUGAGAUAGCAACAGAGCUGUCACCACAGGAGCUGAGUGCUCUUCGAUUGGUGGAGCAUAGCAGUAUUGCUUCUAUGGGAGCUGUCAGCACCUGGAACACCAGACAGCUGACUGCACUGUUUACCACCGUGUUAAACUCCACCAAGCUGACCCCAAGUCGGCUCAACUCCAACAUGUUCGUGGCCCUGGGCCACAUUUUGUGCGGAGCUAAAACAACAGAGAUCAAUACGUUCAACAAUGUGGAGUUUGGUAAGGCGGUCCUCUGGCUGGGGCAGCUCAGGCUGUCCUGCUCAGAGGAGCAGAUGCUUGCUUUGGUUCAGCUGCUCACCCACAGUCUUGCUUUUGGACCCAUGAGUUCAUGGAACGCAGAUGUGUUUAUUGAGAUUGGAGUUCUGGCAGCUGGUCUUCCUGACAUUGCCAUGUCAGCUCUGGUGAAAGACCAAAUCGAAGGAAUCACCCCCAUGGCUAUCUCCAUUAUACCACCUGAGAAGUUUGCUGUGGCCUUUAGCCAGAGCCAGAUCAGCAUGUUCUCCUAUGAGCAGGCUGUUGCAAUGACUCCGCAGCAGGUCUCAGCUCUAAGAGAUCUUCAGAGGACAGCUCUAGCCAUGGUGCUGGCUCCCUGGGAUGGCAGGCCAGUAAUCACAAGAGAUCCUACAGUCAGGUCACUGGGGCAGAUCCACAACCCUCUGUGCCUCAUACUGGGACUGCUGAUGCUGCUGAUCGUCCUGUUCUAACCCAACGCAUGAACCCGCUCACCCUGCCGGAUCAGAAGCUCGAUCAGAUAACAAUAAAAACAUAGGUCAUUUAUCUGUGCAGUACCCAUACUUAUCUGAAACCCUAAACAACUCUGGGCAGAAAAAUAUGACAGUUAUCGAAAUCAGAAUCUGUUUUCAGCAGCAAUCAGUUUGACAUCCAGUAAAGGAGUAAAACUUAUAGUUUAAUGACAAUUUGAAUAUAUAUUUAUUUUUAUAAGCCUAACUGAAUCCAUGCUCUCCUAUUUCAUUACUUUCUAUAUAUCUGCUGUACUGUGAAAUUUAUUAAAAGAACUUAUGCCUCUAACCUACAGAGUUACACAUAAUUUUGAAAGUAGAUUGUAUUAACAGCGUUAACCUUAUUCUGUUAUUGCAGUGCAUUUUGUAUUUUUGUGCACACCUUACAGUGUGACUAUUAAAGAGUUAGUGUUAAAUACA